CCUGUGGCAGAGAAAAGAGGUAGUGAGCUGGUCUUUCAGGAUGUGAGGGCCCACAGGAGCGGAGCUGGGCUCUCUCCGCCGCCUGCCUGCCGCCCUGCAAGCUCUGGCCUGCGGCGCUGCCCACAGUCCCCAUGGUGGGUACCCCCCGUGGCGGGGCCCAGUGAACAGCAGAGGCAUGCCAGGGAAGCCCAAGCACCUGGGCGUCCCCAACGGGCGCAUGGUUUUGGCUGUCUCCGAUGGAGAGCUGAGCAGCACGGUGGGACCCCAGGACCAGAGCGAGGGCCGAGGCAGCUCCCUCAGCAUCCACAGCCUCCCCAGUGGCCCCAGCAGCCCCUUCCCCACUGAGGAGCAGCCUGUGGCCAGCUGGGGCCUGUCCUUCGAGCGGCUGUUGCAGGACCCGCUGGGCCUGGCUUACUUCACGGAGUUCCUGAAGAAGGAGUUCAGUGCUGAGAACCUGACUUUCUGGAAGGCCUGCGAGCGCUUCCAGCAGAUCCCUUGAAGCGACACCCAGCAGCUGGCUCAGGAGGCCCGCAACAUCUACCAGGAGUUCCUGUCCAGCCAGGCGCUGAGCCCCGUGAACAUCGACCGGCAGGCCUGGGUGGGUGAGGAGAUGCUGGCUGAGCCGCGACCCGACAUGUUCCGGGCACAGCAGCUGCAGAUCUUCAACUUGAUGAAGUUCGACAGCUACGCGCGCUUCGUCAAGUCUCCGCUGUACCGCGAGUGCCUUCUGGCGGAGGCCCAGGGUCGCCCCCUACGGGAACCUGACUCCUUGCGCCUCGGCAGCCCCGACGCCACCAGGAAGAAGCCGAAGCUGAAGCCCGGGAUGUCGCUGCCGCCGGCCGAGGGCCCUGGGGGCCGCCCGCUCCGCAAGUCCUUCCGCAGGGAACUGUCGGGCACCGCAGCAAAUUCGGCCUUGCGACAAGAGUGCCAGGGCUCCCUCAGCUCCUCCGCCAGUCUGGACCUGGGCUUCCUCGCCUUCCUCAACAGCAAAUCUGAGAGCCACCGGAAGAGCCUUGGGAGCUCAGAAGGUGAGAGUGAAAGCCGGCAGGGGAAGUAUUGCUGCGUGUACCUGCCAGAUGGCACAGCCUCCUUGGUCCUGGCCCGACCUGGCCUCACCAUCCGGGCCAUGCUGGCAGGCAUCUGUGAGAAGCGAGGCCUCUCUCUACCUGACAUCAAGGUCUACCUGGUGGGCAACGAGCAGAAGGCCCUGGUCCUGGAUCAGGACUGCACCGUGCUGGCGGACCAGGAAGUGAGGCUGGAAAACAGGAUCACCUUCCAGGACCUGACCCCGCAGCCAGGCGAGAAGCAGCCGCUGGAUCUGGGGAAGCUAGUGAGCUCGGUGGCGGCCCAGAGGCUGGUGUUGGACACUCUCCCAGGUGUGAAGAUUUCCGAAACUGGCGACACACAUCCCCGCCGAAGCCAGCGCACCACACCUGGAACCCAGAACAAGGGCAUCCAUCUCCCUCCACUGCCGCUCAACUCCCUGGCCGAGGCUCCCAGUAGUGUCACUGGGAAGCGACAGACCUGUGACAUUGAAGGCCUGGUGGAGCUGCUGAACCGGGUACAAAGCAGCGGGGCCCACGACCAAAGGGGCCUUCUGCGCAAAGAGGACCUGGUGCUUCCAGAAUUUCUGCAGCUGCCUGCCCCAGGGCCCAACUCCCAGGAGGCCCCACCACAGACUGAAUCAUCAGCCCAGCCCAAGAGGGGCCCCUUGGACUCCACCGCCCACUCUGCCCUCUGACAGCCGUCCAACAGUCCAGGCUGGCCGCAUGGCACCUGGCGGGCCAAGCAUGCCAUGGUCCCGCCCUGCAUGCCCUGUCUGUGCUGUGAGUGUCCCUGGCCCCUUCCUGCCACGGGCAGGCCCGAAGGAAGAGCCAGGAGGGUUUGGAGAGGGGCUCUGAGUAGCCACACCCCACAGCUACCACCCCUUGGUCCCUCACAGGCUUGCCCUUCCAGCCCUUGCAGCCAGGCCACUGGGGGGAGGUGGGGCUCCCCUCCUUUCUUUCUCUACCCUGUGCAGGCAUGCCCAUCACAGAGGGGCGGUGUUGGCAGUGCCAGCCUCCCCACCCUGUGCCAAGCUUCAUCAGGGAGCAGGAGGAGGGGCAGGCCCCUCCUCAGGGAGCCAGUAUGAGUAAGGCCUGGGGGGGUAGGUGGGGAGCCCCUCCCUCUAGCCACCGGACUCUACUGGAUAUACAGAUUUUGCAUUUGGGUUGGGGCAGCUAGGUUUGUCCUGGAUGUAUAAUAUUGUUAUUAUAAUAAUUAUUAUUAUUCUGCCUUGA
Messenger RNA from Myotis brandtii (Brandt's bat), 2279 nucleotides. RefSeq names its product regulator of G-protein signaling 14 (gene RGS14). Lineage: Eukaryota; Metazoa; Chordata; Mammalia; Chiroptera; Vespertilionidae. Gene Ontology annotation, molecular function: G-protein alpha-subunit binding; microtubule binding; GTPase activator activity. The record is from RefSeq and is a predicted model, not a curated record. Gene Ontology annotation, biological process: signal transduction; regulation of G protein-coupled receptor signaling pathway. The transcript is spliced from 14 exons.